AUGCAAGUCCCUCCACUUGCCGCCUUUGCCGCACUGCUCCGCCAGCCUGGUGAAGGCGUCGCAGAGUGUGGGCAGCGUGGUGAGGAAGACCUUGGCGCACUUCUCACCUUCUUCAUCGGUGAACGUCUGCCCGGCGUAGGCGGAGACGUACGCACAUGUGAACUCGGCGGCGAACUUUGUGAGCCCCUCCACCAGGCCGUCCAGCACGGGGGUAGAGGGCUUGGCGAAGCUCUCAGGUCGCAGGUGACUCAGCGCUUCGGUGAGUUUGCGGAGCAGCGCUUGGAGUCUGUGGUCGAAGCUCUGUGUCUCGCAAAGAUAAUUGAGCAGGCUGUUAAGAUCGCUGUGCACGGCGUCCCACUCGGCGGCGUAGGGCUCUUCUGA
Babesia ovata is the source of this 381-nucleotide messenger RNA. RefSeq names its product DNA polymerase III subunit alpha, putative. The coding region runs from base 1 to 381 and encodes 126 amino acids. The transcript has a single exon. The record is from RefSeq and is a predicted model, not a curated record. Lineage: Eukaryota; Apicomplexa; Aconoidasida; Piroplasmida; Babesiidae.